AUGGCCGAUUUCGUGAUGGAGAUAGGCAGGAUGGUGAAAGAGGCUAACCUGAUGGCAGCCCAAGGGGGCCCAGUCAUUUUGGGGCAGCUGGAGAACGAGUAUGGACAUCACUCUGAUGCUGGUAGGGCGUAUAUAGACUGGGUCGGGGAGCUGUCCUUCGGCUUGGGCCUCGACGUGCCUUGGGUAAUGUGUAAUGGAAUGUCUGCUAAUGGUACAUUGAAUGUCUGUAAUGGCGACGACUGUGCGGCCGAGUAUAAGGCAGAUCAUGAUAAGCAAUGGCCUGACGAGCCACUGGGGUGGACUGAGAACGAGGGUUGGUUUGAUACAUGGGGUGGGGCCGUUGGAAACUCGAAGAGGUCAGCCGAGGAGAUGGCCUACGUUUUAGCCAAAUGGGUGGCUGUGGGAGGUAGCCAUCAUAACUACUACAUGUGGUAUGGUGGUAACCAUAUGGCUCAAUGGGGAGCGGCCUCGCUGACCAACGCUUAUGCUGAUGGGGUGAACUUCCAUUCUAAUGGGCUGCCGAAUGAACCUAAGAGGUCGCAUCUCCAGCGCUUGCAUGAGGUCCUCGGGAAGUUGAACGGGGAGCUCAUGCAGGUGGAGGACCGCCACUCGGUGAUGCCAGUCCAACUGGAAAACGGUGUGGAAGUUUACGAGUGGACCGCUGGCCUCGCUUUCCUCCAUCGUCCAGCAUGUAGUGGUUCCCCGGUAGAGGUCCACUACGCCAAGGCGACCUAUAGUAUUGCCUGCCGUGAAGUCCUCGUGGUGGAUCCAUCAAGUUCAACGGUCCUCUUCGCAACGGCUAGUGUUGAGCCCCCGCCUGAGUUGGUACGGAGAGUGGUGGCCACCUUGACAGCGGACCGAUGGAGUAUGAGGAAGGAGGAGCUGCUGCACGGUAUGGCUACAGUGGAGGGGAGGGAGCCGGUCGAGCAUCUCAGGGUCUCGGGGCUGGAUACAGACUAUGUCACAUACAAGACGACGGUGACAGCUACCGAGGGUGUCACCAACGUAUCACUGGAGAUCGACUCGAGAAUAUCCCAGGUGUUCCAUGUUUCGGUUGAUAACGCCAGCAGUCUGGCGGCAACAGUGAUGGAUGUGAACAAGGGGAAUACCGAGUGGACGGCGGUCGUGCAGUUGCCUAAUCUCACGGCUGGUCGGACCUACGACUUGUGGAUCCUAUCUGAGUCACUCG
Messenger RNA from Perkinsus marinus ATCC 50983, 1189 nucleotides. Its product is annotated as Beta-galactosidase precursor, putative. The transcript has a single exon. Gene Ontology annotation, cellular component: cell wall; vacuole. Gene Ontology annotation, biological process: carbohydrate metabolic process. The record is from RefSeq and is a predicted model, not a curated record. The annotation marks the transcript as partial. NCBI's taxonomy places the organism in Eukaryota, Perkinsozoa, Perkinsida, Perkinsidae. Gene Ontology annotation, molecular function: beta-galactosidase activity.